Messenger RNA from Racocetra persica, 528 nucleotides. Lineage: Eukaryota; Fungi; Glomeromycota; Glomeromycetes; Diversisporales; Gigasporaceae. The record is from the annotation of a GenBank genome assembly.
AUGCAACUAAAAAACAUUUUAUACUAUGGAAAAAUUAAUUAUUCUACUUAUGUUAUGCUUAAUGUAUUUCGUGAAAUAAUUGGAAGUUUUCCUGUAUUUGAUCUUAUGACUACGGGAUAUAAUCCAGAAUUAUUAGUCAAUAAAUUUUGCAAGGCUACUUAUUCAUCCAUCUUUUCGUCUAUUACACUAACCACAACUUUAAGAAACUCGGAAAGCAUAUACUUUUUGCAACGAAAAAAACUUCAAAUCAAUCCACACGAACCUGAUUUGACUACUCAUCCAGAGAAAGCAGAAAACUUUUAUGCAUUUGCUCAUUUCACGUAUCAAUACACUGAAGGAUGUUUGGUAGUUUAUGACUUACAAGGUGCCGAUGUCCAUAAUGAGUUCUUGUUAACAGAUCCAGUCAUACAUUGUAUUGAUUUAUUAAGAUUUGGAACAACAAACUUAGGAAAGAGUGGAAUUCAAAAAUGUUUUUUGGCAAAACAUAAAUGCAAUGAUAUUUGUAAGAAGUUAAAAAUUAAGCAAUGA